Molecule: messenger RNA, 1482 nt
Organism: Camelina sativa (false flax)
Lineage: Eukaryota; Viridiplantae; Streptophyta; Magnoliopsida; Brassicales; Brassicaceae
Source: RefSeq, a predicted model, not a curated record
CUCUUCAUUACAUUGGGGGAAAUAAAUAAAAAAAAGGGAAAAAACACCAAAAAGGAAGAUCCGAAAAUUUUCCCACGAAAAUCUCAGAUUCUGGGAAAAGAAAAUAAAAGGAAAAAUUUCAUUCCAAUCGGAAUAUUUGGGCAGAGAUUUGUCUUUUUUAUUUUUUGCUUCUUGGAUUUGUUCAAACUAUAUAAAUCUAUCUUUGUGGGGGACACCAAAAUAAAAAAGUUAAAUUUAAGAAGAAGAUCGUUUUUUCACAUUUUGUUCUUCAUCGGUAAAAAGGAACAAUCUUUAUUUUUCCUCUUUUCUCUUUGUUUUUUUGAUCAUUGUGAUCAUCGUUCUUCUUCUUCUUCUUCUUCUUACUUAGACGCAACAACAACUCUUAACAAACUAUUUCGUCUCUGGUUUCUUCUUUUCUCUCUCGGAGAACAUAAAAAGAGUUCUUUUGAUUUUUGUCUCUCUCUCUCUGUGUGCGACUGUGUUUGUUUAUUACAACGAGCCAUGUCCGAAACUCAGCAGCAGGUUCAGAACUCUACUGGGUCGAUUCGAUCUCCCGAGAAAAUUGAAGAUACCUUGAGGAGGGUGAAAGUUAAUGAAGACAAUAUGGAUCAAUCUAGUCCAUAUCCUGAUCGUCCUGGUGAGCGAGAUUGCCAGUUCUUUUUGAGAACUGGGCAGUGUGGCUAUGGAAACACCUGUCGUUACAAUCAUCCUCUUACCCAUCUUCCUCAGGGUGUUAUUUAUUACAAAGACCAAUUACCUGAGAGGAUUGGACAGCCAGACUGUGAGUAUUUUCUGAAGACAGGAGCCUGUAAGUAUGGCCCAACGUGUAAAUAUCACCACCCAAAGGACAGGAAUGGUGCUGGACCCGUGCUGUUCAAUGUUCUCGGUUUUCCUAUGCGACAGGGUGAGAAAUCAUGCCCAUAUUACAUGCAGACAGGAUUGUGUCGUUUUGGAGUUGCCUGCAAAUUCCAUCAUCCUCAUCCCCAGGCUCCUAAUGGCCACUCUGCAUAUGCAAUGUCUAGCUUUCCUCCGUCUGUUGGUUUCCCUUAUGGCAGUGGAAUGACAAUGAUGUCUUUGCCUCCUGCAACAUAUGGAGCUAUGCCUCGUCCUCAAGUUCCUCAGUCUCAGGCCUAUAUGCCCUUCAUGGUUGCACCCUCUCAAGGUCUUUUACCUCCUCAAGGCUGGGCUACUUACAUGGCUGCAUCUAACCCUAUUUACAAUGUGAAAACUCAACCCGACUCCAGUUCUAGUGUAUCGGUGCCUGUGGCUGUGACAUCACAUCAUCACAUUUCUGAAAGAGCUGAAUGUAGGUUUUUUAUGAACACUGGAACAUGUAAAUAUGGAGAUGAUUGCAAAUACAGUCAUCCGAAAGAAAGGUUGUUACAAUCACCACCAAAUCUCUUGAACCCUAUUGUUCUUCCAGUAAGACCACUACUAGAAAAACUUGAACCACCAACUAAUUCAUGGAUUUGCACAAUAUAA